This is a messenger RNA of Ceratitis capitata (Mediterranean fruit fly), 2094 nucleotides long. RefSeq names its product progestin and adipoQ receptor family member 3. The transcript is spliced from 7 exons. Bases 625 to 1683 code for a protein of 352 amino acids. Lineage: Eukaryota; Metazoa; Arthropoda; Insecta; Diptera; Tephritidae. The record is from RefSeq and is a predicted model, not a curated record. Gene Ontology annotation, cellular component: membrane. Gene Ontology annotation, molecular function: signaling receptor activity.
UCUGCUGAAAAAUCGCUCAAUUAAGUCACAAACUGGCAGCUGUUGAACGCAAUCGACGUAGUCGCAUUGCUAUUAUUGUCGUCACCGUCGUCGCCGGCAUCACCGUUUCGCGUAGACUGGCUCGAAUGCGCUUCUCCGCAACGAAAUAGCCAAUGAUCAGUUGGAUUUCAGUUGGCUAGGGCAACGGUCGUGUUUCUUUUUCUGCUAGUAAGCGGUGACGAACAAUACACCUGUCGGAAUGCAAAUACGCCGCGUGAACGUGUGAAAGAAAAAAAAAAUAAAAUAAAAAAAAUAAAAUAAACGUUUUGCUUACGCACUUUUUUAACGGUUAUCGGUAGUGCAGAAGAAAAAAAAAAGAUUUUUUGUUGCCACUUCAGCUACCUCAUCAAAUUGCAUUCUGAAAACGUGCAUUAAACGCGCGCCGCCGCCGCAUAUUUUUCUAAAAAAAAAAAAAAAUAAAAUAAAAUAAAAUAAAAUUAUUAAUAAUUUAUAGUGUUUGCCCUCAUAGACCUUACAGUUCGGUUGAUGUUGUUGAGAUCGAGUUUUGUUUAAGUGAAAUCAAUAGAUAUUCAUUACUGUUCAUCAAUUCAAUAAAAAAAACUUAAUUGAAGAACUUUUCAAGAGAUGGAGGUGACAACUAUAACAACAACAACUAGUGCAAAAGAAACAAAACGUGCCGUGCGUAAACAUGUGAAUCCCUGCAGUGAUCACACACAUACGCUUGAAGGCCUCAAACAUGUUGUGGAUGCACAUCAAUUUCCGGUGGAUGAAGAACCCAAUAUAUUGGGCCAUGGCACGCCGGCUGAGGAAAAGUCUGAUCCAUUAACCGCAGAGAAGUUAAUGCAAUUUAAAACCUUAUUGAAUUUUGAAGAUGCACCCGAUCAUCUUAAGUUUAAUCCUUACAUUCGUCGAGGCUAUCGUACAUUCCUCUCCACAAAAUUAUGCCUGCAAAGUGUCUUCUGGUGGACCAAUGAGACUAUCAACAUUUGGAGCCAUCUCUUUGGCUGUCUACUCUUCAUCGGCUUAACCAUAAUCGAUUUCCAAUUUCUUAAAACUCACGCGGAUAUCAGCGAUCAGGUGUUGGUUGUAUGUUUGUUGGUCUGCUUCUGCCUAUGCAUGUUGCUCUCCUCAAUUUAUCAUAUAUUCUCUUGCAAAUCGGAGGAACAUUAUGAUUUCUUUUUGUCGGUGGACUUUUUGGGCAUUUGUUUGUCAUUGGUGGCGAUUUACAUAAGUGGCAUGUAUUAUGCGUUUUGGUGUUUUAAGACUCUUCGCUUAAUCUACUCUGUGAUUGCGCUGUGUAUGUUUGGUUUGGCAAUGUUGGUGCAGAUACCGAAAUUGAAUGUCUCAUUGGAUGCAAAAAUCGCUGUGUUGGUGCUGUGGGCGGCCUACGGUAUAAUACCAUUAGCGCAUUGGACUUAUGUGAUGGGUGGUUUCGAAAAUGAGUUGGUGCGGCUAAUGGUGCCGCGUAUAAUUGUUAUGUACGGUUGGUGCGCCAUUGCAUUCGUCAUUUAUGCAGCUAAAAUUCCUGAGCGUUGGCUCACCGGCAAAGUCGAUUAUGUUGGACACUCGCACAAUUGGUGGCAUCUAUUCAUUUUGGCUGCUUUCUAUCACUGGCACAACACUGGCCUUGUCUAUGCUGAGUAUCGUUUGAAUAACGGUUGCAGUGUUCCCACAUUAACGUAGAGCUUUGCAAUUUAUAUGCGUUGUCGAUUAAAUAUUUUUCGAUUAUAAACAACGCGUAGGCUUACAUACAUAUGUAUGUACAAGUAUCAACAUAUAGAGUAUGUUGAUGUUAUUGCUUUUGUGAUUUCAGCACGCUAAUACAUUCAAUGAAGCACCUCAACACCGGCUAAUUAUUGUACCUUUAAAGAAACAUACGAACAUACAUAGGCAUAUACAUAAAUGUACAUGGCAGGUAUAAAAAUACCUCCUUUACGCACUUAGUUUUAAUUUCAAAUCUAGUUCAUUCACUCAUUAAUUAGUUUUAAUGCACAUUUGUAUAUAAUUAUUAUCGAAAUAUUUAGAAAAAGAAUUAUUUGUCGCGAAGACUUUGUUACUUUUGUUAAAAUAGUCAAUAAAGUGGAAUAUAUAAAA